CAGCAAACGUGCUUCAGGGUGUCCGGUUAGCUGUGUAUCAUCGACCACCCGAGCCGCCAGCUCACUCUCAGCAGCCCUCACCUUCCAAAUAGCACCACUGAGUUGAGUGAGGACAGCACCACUGACUCAGGAGACGACGAUGGAGGUCGAAAAGAAGCUCGACAUGUCACUGGGUACGCACGUCAGCAACCCAACCUCCACAUCAGCCGCAUCGCAUUCUCGGUGAAGUGUUCUGUCUCUCUCCCUCUGUGUGUGUGAGCAGAUGACAUCAUCAGUGGCGGUGACAGGAAGGGCGGCAGCGGUGGCGGCGGCGGGUCUUCAGGCGGGGGAGGGGGAGGGCGUCGGCUGGGGCGUGGGAUUGGCAGGGGGCGUGGCCGCAGCCGUAAUGCGGCAUCGGCUCCUCCCAGGCGAUACAACCAGUCUGUGCAGCUGCUCAAGGUGAGCCGAGCCUCGGUGCACGCGGCGCGGGAGCCGUGUCUCUGACCUGACCGUCCAUCUGUCUGCUGGAUGCAGGCUCGUGAUGCCCCGGGUCGUGCCCUCAUGGAUCGCGGGCGCCGCGGCGGUUCAGGACAAGUAAGCGACAAAAGGAAAGGAGCAACGAGGAGGGAGGGAGGGAGGGAGGGAGCGACCCACCACAGCAUUCAUCCUUCCCUGCCAUGUGCCAUGUGCUGUGUGCUGUGUGGCGUGUGUGUGUGUGUGUGUGUGCUGUGUGUGUGUGUGUGUGUGCGUGCUGUGUGUGUGUGUGUGUGUGUGUAUGUGUAGGGUCGCGGCGGCCGCGGGGUUCGAGUGACACUCAACCGCCGCGCUGAAGGUAGGUAAAACCCCCACAGCACGAUCACUGACAACGACACGAGCCAGCAAGGUUGGAGAGAGGAGAGCAAGGGAUGGAGGCAUGGAUGGCGUCAUGAGCCGAGCAAGCAUCCGGGCGGGGGACUCAUCUCAUCUGGUGGAUGGAUGGGUGGACGGUGCUCGCUUCGCUUGCUCGUCAUGAGAUUGAUGAUGCCUUCCUUGAUCACCUUCAUUACGAAGCCUACUCUGCUGAGAUGAUCAUGUUGCUCUUUCUGCUGCCUGCCUGCCUGCCUUGGGUGGUCUGCUUCCUUCCUCUUAUUAUGGUAUCCGCAGCGAUGAUGGAGGGCCCGCAGCGCCGCGCCGAGGGCACCACCGUGACCAUCGAAGGGCUCGAGUACUCUGUCAUGCAAGACGACCUAUACGUAGGCACAGCUCCCGGGAGGAAGGAGAGAGCCACACACACACACACACACACAGAUGCAGACAGAGAUGUGUGUGGUGUGGUGUGGUGUGUUGUGUUGUGUUCUUGUGUGUGUGUGCAGGAGUUGUUUCAGAGCAUCGGUCAGGUGGUCAAGGUCUGGAUCGACUACGACAGCACGGACCGAUCGGCAGUAAGCACUUACACACACAUCGACAUCACAUGGCAAAACCACUCUGUGGGGGUUGUAUGUGUGCAGGGCAGCGGCGGUGUCGUGUUCGCCAGCACGGCGGACGCCGAGCAGGCCGUCAAGCGUUACAACGGUACCUAUCCAUCCAUCCAUCCACACACAUGGAUCGACGACCACGUGCAGUGCACUCCCUCGCGCUCAUCGGCCUGUCUGUCUGUCUGUCUGUCAGGUAAGCUCCUGGACGGUAAGCAGCUGAGUUUGGAGUUGGACCCCUACGCCCAGCCCAACACCAGCUCCAGCGGCGGCUUCGGCGGCAUGAUGCCCACACGCGGGCGGUCAGUCUCAGACACACCACACCCAUCUCCUUCAUCACGUGUGGACGUGUCCGUGUGUGUGUGUGUGUGCAGGGGUCGCGGCCGCGGGCGUGCGUUGCUGCAGCCGGCCAGGGGCCGCGGCGGACCCAGCGGCUGGUGA
This is a messenger RNA of Vitrella brassicaformis, 1871 nucleotides long. NCBI's taxonomy places the organism in Eukaryota, Vitrellaceae. The record is from the annotation of a GenBank genome assembly.